CCAAACAAAGCCAUCCUUGUCUGCACCGCCAUACCUCCGCCAUCGCUCCGCCGCGACACCUCCCACUUCUGAAUAAUCUAUCCAUAUUUAUUAUUUUCUGUAAACUAAUUACUACUAUUUUCUUUUUUUCUUUUCAAUUAUUUUUUAUUAUAGUUUUCUCUCUUUUGAUAUAAAUCUAAUAUUUUCAUUUCGUCUGUAAAACCCUAAUUACCAUUCCAUCUCUCGUUUCCCCCUUUGCCCAUUCCUUGGAUAAAUUCUUUUCGGAACCCUAAAGUUUGUUACAAGAUCUGUUGUUAGCUUCGUAUUUUAUUCUUAAUAUUAAACUAGGUUUGUUUGAUUUAAAGGAAAAGGGUGAUUUUGGAUCAAGGCUGGCGGGUGCUUGGUUCAAGUAAAUGGCGGAUCCGCCUGGUCUCCGCCCCGAUAGGAUUGCUUAUAUUUUCGAGGUCAUAUCUUGUUCUGCUGAUAGUGUUAGUGUGGGAUUGGUUUUGACAGGCUUAAACACCGGUGAUCGUUGCGAACCGUGACAAAGGAAGCCGCGGAAGUUGAAGCAUGCUGAGCGUGCUACGGGUGCACCUUCCUUCUGAUAUACCAAUUGUUGGCUGCGAGCUCACGCCUUACUUGCUCUUACGCCGACCUGACAAGACCGUUACCACCGAUGACGUACCUGAGUCAUCCCCUCUUGAUGGUCACUUCCUGAGGUACAAGUGGUAUCGCAUACAAAGUGAUAAAAAAGUUGCUGUCUGUAGUGUACAUCCAUCUGAGGAAGCCACAUUGCAGUGCCUAGGUUGUCUUAAGGCUAAAAUACCUGUUGCUAAAAGUUACCAUUGCUCUCCUAAGUGCUUCUCAGAUGCGUGGCAGCAUCAUCGUGUUCUGCAUGACCAUGCUGCAAGUGCUGUAAAUGAAAAUGGAAAUGAAGAGGAAGAGAUAUUUGGCCGUUUCAAUAGCACAGGGUCUGGAGUUAUUAAUUCUAGCUUAUCUGGUUCAGCAUCAAGUGCUAGCUUGACAAAUGGUUCUACACCUCUGUAUCCUGGUGCAGUUACACAGAGGAGUAGUGGUGAAACCUGGUUUGAAGUUGGACGCUCUAAAACAUAUACACCCUCAGUAGAUGAUAUUGGCCAUGUUCUCAAGUUUGAGUGUGUCGUCGUUGAUGCUGAAACGAAACUACGUGUUGGACAUCCCAAUACUGUUUUGACAUCUCGUGUUAUUCCUGCUCCUUCUCCUAUUCCUCGGCGUUUGAUCCCACUAAGUGGAGCUGAUAUGAUGGGUCAGCUUGAUUCAGAUGGCUGUAUUUCAUCCUUUGGAACUUUUACAGUUCUGUCGUACAACAUUUUGUCUGACUCGUAUGCCAGCAGUGAGUUAUACAGUUAUUGUCCUUCAUGGGCUCUUUCUUGGCCAUAUCGCAGGCAGAAUUUGUUGCGGGAAAUUGUUGGUUAUCGUGCAGACAUAGUCUGUCUUCAAGAGGUGCAAAAUGAUCAUUUUGAGGAAUUUUUUGCCCUUGAGCUGGACAAACAUGGGUAUCAAGCUUUGUACAAGAGGAAGACAAAUGAGGUUUAUGGUGGAAAUAUCCAUACAAUUGAUGGUUGUGCUACUUUUUUCCGUAGGGAUAGAUUUUCCCAUGUCAAAAAAUAUGAGGUUGAAUUUAAUAAGGCAGCUCAAUCCUUGACCGAGGUUGCAGUUCAAACUACUCAGAAAAAAGCUGCUUUAAAUCGUUUGGUUAAGGAUAAUGUUGCUUUAAUUGUCGUUUUGGAAGCAAAGUUUAGCAAUCAAGGAUCUGACAAUCUUGGGAAACGACAGCUUCUCUGUGUGGCAAACACACAUGUAAAUGUUCCACCAGAGUUGAAGGAUGUCAAAAUCUGGCAGGUGCAUACUCUCUUAAAGGGAUUAGAGAAAAUAGCUGCUAGUGCAGACAUUCCAAUGUUGGUGUGUGGUGAUUUUAAUUCAGUUCCUGGGAGUGCUCCCCAUUCACUUCUUGGUAUGGGGAAGGUAGAUCCACUGCAUCCAGAAUUAUUGGUAGACCCUCUUGCAAUUUUGCGUCCUCAUAGCAAGUUGACUCAUCAGUUACCACUGGUUAGUGCCUACUCACCCUUUGCAAGAGGUGUUGGUCUUGGUUUGGAACAUCAGAGAAGGAAAAUGGACAUGACAACUAAUGAACCUUUAUUCACAAACUGCACAAGAGAUUUUAUCGGCACCCUGGAUUACAUAUUUUACACAGCGGACUCUUUAACAGUGGAGUCCUUACUGGAACUCUUGGAUGAGGAUAGCUUGAGGAAGGACACAGCACUUCCUUCUCCAGAGUGGUCAUCUGAUCAUAUAGCACUAUUAGCUGAAUUUCGGUUCCAGCCAAGGCCUAGACGCUAACAAUUUUAAGGUCAUGGAGGUGGCGAAGACACUGACACCCCUGAGAAGCCGAUGGAUACAGAUAAAAGGCAUUUGAAAGAAGGGUAGAUCAUGGUCCGUGUUUUAUGGUGAUGGAGGGUCCUUUGAUCUAUCUGGUUUGUAAUACGUCCAACCUUUGUUUCAUAGAAAAAUGAUUAUUCCUUUUCCAUAUUUUUUGUUUUUGUUUUUGGCAAUAGAAAUGUCCACCGGCUCGGCACAAUUUCAGCGAAUGGUGCUUUUGUUUCAUAGAAGAAAUGACCGUUCCUCUUUCA
This is a messenger RNA of Hibiscus syriacus, 2648 nucleotides long. Its product is annotated as carbon catabolite repressor protein 4 homolog 1-like. The transcript has 12 exons. Gene Ontology annotation, cellular component: cytoplasm; nucleus; CCR4-NOT complex. The record is from RefSeq and is a predicted model, not a curated record. Gene Ontology annotation, biological process: nuclear-transcribed mRNA poly(A) tail shortening. The coding region runs from base 550 to 2358 and encodes 602 amino acids. Gene Ontology annotation, molecular function: poly(A)-specific ribonuclease activity. NCBI's taxonomy places the organism in Eukaryota, Viridiplantae, Streptophyta, Magnoliopsida, Malvales, Malvaceae.